GAUGAGAACGGGAGCCUCCGCCGCCGGCCGGGCGCGCUGGGCCUGCCCCGGAACUUGGCCCUUGCCUCUCCUCGCACCCCUCGUCCCUCGUGUCCCCAACACCCCGCGGGCGAUGGUAGUCGGCUGCCCGCCGGGAUCGUGCGUCUGAGACCGGCGAUCGGGCUGCGGAGACCAUGGGGAGCAAUCGGGGCCGCAAGGCCGGACGGGGCUCUCAGGACUUCGGCGCGGGACUCAAGUACAAUUCCCGGCUAGAGAACAUGAACGGCUUUGAGGAGGGUGUGGAGUUCCUGCCUGCGAACAACGCUAAGAAAGUGGAGAAGCGAGGCCCCAGGCGCUGGGUGGUGCUGGUGGCCGUGCUGUUCAGCUUCCUCUUGUUCUCGCUUGUGGCUGGAUUGCUGGUGUGGCACUUUCAUUACCGGAAUGUGCGGGUCCAGAAGGUCUUCAAUGGCCAUCUGAGGAUCACAAAUGAGAACUUUCUGGAUGCAUAUGAGAACUCCACCUCCACAGAGUUUAUCAGCCUGGCCAACCAGGUGAAGGAAGCGCUGAAGCUGCUGUACAGUCAAAUCUCUGUCCUGGGUCCCUACUACAAGAAGUCAACUGUAACUGCCUUCAGUGAGGGCAGUGUCAUUGCCUACUACUGGUCAGUGUUCAGCAUCCCCCCACACCUGGCAGAAGAGGUUGACCGUGCCAUGGCUGUGGAGCGAUUUGUCACAUUGCCACCCCGAGCACGGGCACUGAAGUCCUUCGUGCUGACCUCUGUGGUGGCCUUCCCCAUUGACCCCAGAAUGCUGCAGAGGACUCAGGACAACAGUUGCAGUUUUGCCCUACACGCACAUAGUGGGACGGUGACACGCUUCACCACCCCUGGUUUCCCUAACAGUCCCUACCCAGCUCAUGCCCGCUGCCAUUGGGUCCUGCGGGGGGACGCCGACUCUGUACUGAGCCUCACCUUCCGAAGCUUUGAUGUCGCUCCCUGUGAUGAGCACGGCAGUGACCUGGUCACAGUGUAUGACAGCCUGAGCCCCAUGGAGCCCCAUGCUGUGGUGCGGCUAUGUGGCACCUACUCACCCUCCUACAACCUGACUUUCCUCUCCUCCCAGAACGUCUUCCUCGUCACGCUGAUAACCAACACUGACCGGCGACAUCCUGGCUUUGAGGCCACUUUCUUCCAGCUGCCCAAGAUGAGCAGCUGUGGUGGUUUUUUGAGUGAAGCCCAAGGGACAUUUAGCAGCCCCUACUAUCCAGGUCACUACCCACCCAACAUCAACUGCACAUGGAAUAUCAAGGUGCCCAACAACCGGAAUGUGAAGGUGCGCUUCAAACUCUUCUUUCUGGUUGACCCCAACGUACCAGUGGGCUCCUGCACCAAGGACUAUGUGGAGAUCAACGGGGAGAAGUACUGUGGUGAGAGGUCCCAGUUUGUGGUGAGCAGCAACAGCAGCAAGAUUACAGUUCACUUCCAUUCUGACCACUCGUACACGGACACAGGGUUCCUAGCUGAGUACCUGUCCUACGACUCCAAUGACCCGUGCCCAGGGAUGUUCAUGUGCAAGACUGGACGGUGCAUCCGCAAGGACCUGCGCUGUGACGGCUGGGCAGACUGCCCUGACUACAGUGAUGAGCGCUACUGCCGAUGCAACACCACCCACCAGUUCACGUGCAAGAACCAGUUCUGCAAGCCCCUCUUCUGGGUCUGUGACAGUGUCAAUGACUGUGGGGACGGCAGUGACGAGGAGGGGUGCAGUUGUCCUGCUGGGAAUUUCAAGUGUUCCAAUGGGAAGUGUCUCCCUGAGAGCCAGAAGUGUAAUGGGAAGGACAACUGUGGAGAUGGGUCUGACGAGGCCUCAUGUGACAGCGUGAAUGUCGUCUCUUGCACCAAAUAUACCUACCGCUGCCAAAAUGGCCUCUGUUUGAGCAAGGGCAAUCCUGAAUGUGACGGGAAGAAGGACUGUAGUGAUGGCUCGGAUGAAAAAAACUGUGAAUGUGGGCUGCGAUCAUUUACCAAACAGGCUCGCGUGGUUGGCGGCACGAAUGCGGACGAGGGCGAGUGGCCCUGGCAGGUGAGCCUCCACGCCCUGGGCCAGGGCCACUUGUGUGGGGCCUCACUCAUCUCUCCCGACUGGCUGGUCUCUGCAGCUCAUUGCUUUCAGGAUGAAAGAAAUUUCAAGUACUCAGACCACACGAUGUGGACAGCCUUCCUGGGUCUGCUGGACCAGAGCAAGCGCAGUGCCUCUGGGGUACAGGAGCUCAAGCUCAAACGUAUCAUCAGCCACCCUUCCUUCAAUGACUUUACCUUUGACUAUGACAUCGCCUUGCUGGAGCUGGAGAAGCCAGCGGAGUACAGCACUGUCGUGCGCCCCAUCUGCCUACCUGAUGCUACCCAUGUCUUCCCUGCUGGCAAGGCCAUCUGGGUCACAGGCUGGGGGCAUACACAAGAGGGAGGCACUGGAGCACUAAUCCUGCAGAAGGGUGAGAUCCGGGUCAUCAACCAGACCACCUGUGAGGACCUCCUACCCCAGCAGAUCACCCCACGGAUGAUGUGUGUGGGUUUCCUCAGUGGGGGUGUGGACUCCUGCCAGGGUGACUCCGGAGGCCCCUUGUCCAGUGUGGAGAAAGAUGGGCGAAUCUUCCAGGCUGGUGUGGUGAGCUGGGGUGAAGGCUGCGCUCAGAGGAACAAGCCAGGCGUGUACACAAGGAUCCCUGUAGUUCGGGACUGGAUCAAAGAGCACACUGGGGUAUAGGAGCAUGGACAGAUGGCCGACCACGAAUACCCACAGGGGAUGCCCUGACACGCACACCUGGAUACAGGAGGGGAGCACUGAGGACAUUUAUGCUGUGGUCUCUCCCCCACAACCCAGACUGUGAACUGCAUCCCUAGGACUCAGAGUUCUUCCCUGAGUUUCCAAAGUGGGAUCCCUCAGGAAUCGGAGAGAGUACUUCUGUGCUAGUGGCCCAGCCGGGGGCAAGGAUUUGAUGGCAGCCUUCCCCUCUAGCCCUGAGCUGGGUGAAGAUGAUGCUUUCCUGGAGAGCUGCUUCCUGACUCUAAAGGAAAACUAUUGUUGAGCUCCUGGGAGCCCUAUGGGUGGAAGGGCUCGGGAGGUCACUCUUUUCAGGAAGCUCUGGCUCUAGGGACCCCCAGAAACGAGUGGCACCUAAGGCUGAAUUGUUUUGCUGGUGCCAGGGGUGGGUAUUUGAGAGUAAAACAUUUUAUUUCUUUUUA
Molecule: messenger RNA, 3220 nt
Organism: Grammomys surdaster
Lineage: Eukaryota; Metazoa; Chordata; Mammalia; Rodentia; Muridae
Gene: St14
Product: suppression of tumorigenicity 14
Exons: 19
Coding region: 174-2741 (855 amino acids)
Biological process (GO): proteolysis; acrosome reaction
Cellular component (GO): membrane
Molecular function (GO): protein binding; serine-type endopeptidase activity
Source: RefSeq, a predicted model, not a curated record